This is a messenger RNA of Drosophila novamexicana, 971 nucleotides long. RefSeq lists its product as uncharacterized. The transcript has a single exon. Gene Ontology annotation, cellular component: nucleus. Bases 67 to 816 code for a protein of 249 amino acids. Lineage: Eukaryota; Metazoa; Arthropoda; Insecta; Diptera; Drosophilidae. Gene Ontology annotation, molecular function: single-stranded RNA binding. The record is from RefSeq and is a predicted model, not a curated record. Gene Ontology annotation, biological process: regulation of alternative mRNA splicing, via spliceosome.
AAACAGUCUUCUCGUUUGUUUAUGUAUACAUUCAAUUGCAAAGUAUUUUGAUUGAGAAUAACUAAAAUGGAUAAUUAUAUGGCCGCCAUUCAACAGGCCGCACUGCAGCAGCACAUUUGCAAUGCAGCCAACCUGAUGGGCAUGCAGUUGCCUUUCCCACUUGGACAGCAUAUGAAUUUCGUUGGCGGCGACUACGGAUAUGGGCGAUCAGAAGGAUCACCAUCUCACGCUCAAAAUGAUACAGAGGACCCAGAUGACGAAGAUGCAGAUGAUGAAGAGCAAACUCGCACCUUGUUCUGUAAUAACCUGGAUGAACGCGUAACAGAGGAAAUACUCUAUGAAGUAUUUCUGCAAGCAGGUCCCAUAGAAAGCGCGCGUAUACCACUGGAUAAUACUGGACGUCAGCGUAAUUUUGGAUUUGUUACUUAUCAGCACAAAUGUGCAGUGCCCUUUGCAAUGGAGCUCUAUCAAGGACUUGAACUAUUUCAAAAGAAAGUACUAAUCCGGCAGCAAUGCCCAGAUAAACCUAAGGUACCUUUUAUAGGGCAAGGAAGGACACGCAAUCCGUUUUCUCAAGGGUUUGCUUCUCCUGCUCCACCAAUGAACGACCACGCUGGUCCACGUAAUGCUCGUCACAGUAUGCUCGACCGCACUGCUGGCGUCCAAAAUAAAUACAAUAGUGAUUUGCGGCGCCGCAGCGACAGUGCCGUAAUGGACCGCAAACGGCCAAGACCACAUCAGCAGCAACAACACAACAACAGUGGCGGCAAUCGAAGGUCUGAUCAGCGAUAUAUCAACGGAAAGAGAUUACUGUAGUGUGCAAUAAAUUGCAUAAAAUUCGUGGUUUUUUUAUUAGUCUUGAAUAUACAAAGGCGUAAAUGUAGUAUCUAGGAUCUAUUGCGUUCAAAACAUGUCAUGAUUACGAUUAUGGGCUUUUGUUUUCACUGUACAUCUAAAAUCUAUUAAAUAUG